Messenger RNA from Lolium rigidum, 1481 nucleotides. Its product is annotated as UDP-glycosyltransferase CGT-like. The record is from RefSeq and is a predicted model, not a curated record. The coding region runs from base 1 to 1413 and encodes 470 amino acids. NCBI's taxonomy places the organism in Eukaryota, Viridiplantae, Streptophyta, Magnoliopsida, Poales, Poaceae. Gene Ontology annotation, molecular function: UDP-glycosyltransferase activity. The transcript has a single exon.
AUGGCCUCCAGCUCCGUCCGGGCGCCGCGCAUCGUCCUCCUCCCGAGCGCCGGCAUGGGCCACCUGGCUCCCUUCGGCCGCCUCGCCGCCGCCCUCUCGUCCUCCUCCCACGCCUGCGACGUCUCCCUCGUCACCUUCCUCCCCACCGUCUCCUCCGCCGAGUCCGCGCACCUCGACUCCCUCUUUGCCGCGCUCCCGGCCGUCCGCCGCAUCGACGUUCGCCUCCCGCCGCUCGACACCUCUGCUUUCUCUGGCGCCGAUCCGUUCUACGCGCACUACGAGGCCGCCCGCCGUGCCACACCGCUGCUCCUGCCUCCGCUGCUCGCCGCCGCGGGAGCGGACGCGCUCGUCGCCGACAUCUCCCUGGCCUCCGUGGCCAUCCCCUUGGCGAACAAGCUCCGCCUCCCGUGCUACGUCUUCUUCACCGCGUCCGCCACCAUGUUCUCCUUCUACGCCUACUUCCCCACCUACCUCGACGCCGCUGAAAAUGGCGACGCCGACGUCCCCGGCGUGGGACGCGUCCCGAGGUCCUGGUUCCCGCAGGCGCUGCACGACCGGGGCAACCUCUUCACGCAGCAGUUCGUCGCCAACGGCCGGAGCCUCCCUGACGCCGACGGCCUCCUCGUUAACACGUUCGACGGCCUUGAGCCAGAGGCCGUGGCUGCGCUGCGGAGUGGCACGGUCGUCCCCGGUUUCCCGCCAGUGUUCACUGUUGGGCCGCUCACCCCGGUGAGUUUUCUGGCGACAAGAGAACCGUCAACGAAAGGAGCGGCCGCUGAUCACACGGCAUGGCUGGACGCGCAGCCGGAGCGGUCGGUGGUGUACGUGAGCUUCGGCAGCCGGAAGGCGCUGGCCCCGGUGCAGCUCGGCGAACUCGCCGGCGGGUUGGAGGCGAGCGGCUGCCGGUUUCUGUGGGUGGUGAAGGGUUCCGUGGUGGACAGAGACGACGGCGCAGAUCUCCGGGAGAUGCUCGGCGAAGGGUUCUUGGAGCGUCUGCAGGGGCGGGGCAUGGUGACCAAGGCGUGGGUGGAGCAAGGGGAUGUCCUGAAGCACCCGGCGGUGGGGAUGUUCCUCAGCCACUGCGGCUGGAACUCGCUGACCGAGGCGGUGGCGAGCGGCGUGCCGGUGCUGGCGUGGCCGAGGUUCGCCGACCAGCGGGUGAACGCGGGCGUGGUGGCGCGGGCCGGCGCCGGCGCGUGGGCGGAGGCGUGGAGCUGGGAAGGGGAGGAGGGGGUGGUGAAGGCGGAGGAGAUCGCGGAGACGGUGAGGUCGGUGGUGGCGGACGAGACGCUGAGGACGAAGGCGGCGACGGUGCGGGAUGCCGCGGCGAGGGCCGUGGCCAGCGGCGGGACGAGCUACCGGAGCUUGGCUGAGCUCGUGCGACGGUGUGCUACAGCGAUAUAUUCACCGUGAACACUGACCAUUCUUCGUCCAGGAAGCAGCCAUGAGCAUCAGCAGGAGCAGAGCACACAUGCAGAGUA